CUCUGAGACAUUAAUGGUGCAUACAUUUCUACUGAUUCUCAUUGUGCUCUUUCCAUAUUUGUCUCUCUUUCUCAUUCUCUGAGUCUGUUUAAUUUUCUUUUCUUGUGGGUGUGUCCCAGUUUGUGUGUCUGUAUGUGCACAGGUCUGCAUGCAUAUGCACAACUUUUAUAUGUUUCUGUGUCCCUCCACCGUUGGAAUUUAGGGGUCUGUUUUUUGACCUCAGGAUAUACCUAUAUAAUAGUUUCAUGGAGGUGUAAGUACUUUAUUUUGGAAGCCCCACUUUCAACAGUACAGUUCUUUGCCUGUGUGGUCACAUUGUCUAUACAUUUGUAUGCCUUGAGCAGAUUAUAAGUUUGUGGCAAUAUCUGGUCUCAUCUCCAGAAUUAUGUGUACUGUCUGCCUCUAGAAUAUUAGUUAUUCGGCUUGUAGCAUUCCACUUGUCAAAACAGGAAAAAUGAAAUCAGAGGAUUCUGGAUGUGUGUUUGUGUGUGUGUGUGUGUGUGUGUGUGUGUGUGUGUGUGUGUGUGUGUGUGUUUGUGUGUGGUUGGGUAAGCUCUGUGGCCUAGGCUCUUGACAGCAUAACAGGUUUGAAUGCAGAUCCAGCCCUCCUGAUUGAAAAAAGUGAGCCAGGGAACCCUUUAUCUGGGUGCUUAGCUUCUGUGGUCCUGGGCACACAAUUCCAAGUUUCUGAAGCUGAAGAAUUCAAAUAUGUUGAAUUCAGAAAGUGUCCUUCCAGGACUGGGGUAGUACAGGACACAGCCUGAGUUCAUAUAAUCCUAAACCUCGAUGUUCAUUGGGUUCUAUCUUCCUGGGGCCAGCCCCUACUUCAGGCUAAAUCCAUUUUAUGAAAACUUGAAGAUAAAGGAGAAAGAGGUCAUGUCAUUACUGCACAACUUAGACACAAAGAACAUUGAACAUCGUGAGAAAUUUCAGGAGCUCAAGAAGGAGAUUAACUUCUAUCGCAACCUGCACAGCCGGCUCCUGAUGGACCAGGCAUGUAUGAAGAAGAAGUUGGUCACAUUGAAGCAGGAGAGCAAGGAGUUACAGCGAUAUUUGUUUGAGUUGAACCCGAAGGAUGAAGACGAACAGGAGAAGGCCAGCAACCUCCAGACCCAGUAAAAUGUGGUAGGAACAAGCAGCUGAGUCAGAUUAACAAUGUCUGAUACCAUUUGCCUAUUGGAUACAUCUUUCCUUCCCCUAUCAUCUUUCUAAUCUCCCCACACCCAGUCAGUCACCCACCUCAUGUGAUAGAGUUAUUCAUUGCUCUGUGUAUGCACAAGUAUUCUGGGAUGUUAACCACUCUUCAGAAACUGAAUUAUUGGCAAUUAUACUUCUCUGCCCUUUUUGAAACUGCAGUCCAGAAAUGGUGACAGAGGAAUAACAUAUCACAUGACUGCAUCUCCCUAUUACAGAUUGGAUGCUAUGAAGAGUUUUGAACGAGUUCUUGGUCGUGUGAAAAAGGUCAUACAGGGGUCAUGUGAUGGUUGGAAGCACCUUGUAGGGAUAAGAACCAAGUGAAAAUGGCAAAUGAGUCCUGGUCAUUGGCUUUCAUCUGGGUAUCAUGUGGCCUUCUCCUUUCUUCCUGCACCCCAAUUAGGUCUCUCCCCAUUUCCCCAUUCUUGGUUUGCAAUGGUAGAGUCUGAGGAGCAGCUUGUUCUCCCACAGUACUGUGAGGGUUGCUGGUGAUGUUCCCAGCCUGCAGAGAUAUCAGCAAUGAUUUCAGUGAAAAGAUCAGUGCUGUCUGUCCAAUGCAGCUGAGGGGACAGAAGGCAGCAACUUGACAGCUGGUAUGCAUGUCCCCACCAAAUCAGUGUCUUAAUAGCUGCCUUCUCCUCCCAGGUCUCAGAAACUGCAGGAGACAUGGCAUAGGACGGAUCCCAGGAAGACA
Rattus norvegicus (Norway rat) is the source of this 1888-nucleotide messenger RNA. The record is from RefSeq and is a predicted model, not a curated record. NCBI's taxonomy places the organism in Eukaryota, Metazoa, Chordata, Mammalia, Rodentia, Muridae.